Messenger RNA from Racocetra persica, 696 nucleotides. Lineage: Eukaryota; Fungi; Glomeromycota; Glomeromycetes; Diversisporales; Gigasporaceae. The record is from the annotation of a GenBank genome assembly.
GUAUGCACCGGUGCAUCUCAUGAAAAAAUCACUGUAGGUGGAGAAUUCCAGUUCAUUAAAGAUAUUCUGGAGGAAAGUUUGAUUCUACGUAAUAAGAUUCGUUGGUAUACUUCUAAAAUUGGACGGCUGGAAACAGUUAACAAAAUUGUUCGUGAAUUAAAAAAAACUGGAAUCGACAAUUAUGUAGUUACAGAAUUUUGUCAGGGCCAAACGCGAAGAUGGGGUAUCGGGUGGUCUUUUGGAACCCAACGACCACCGAUGAGCACUUCACAACCAUCCUCUAAAAAGCUUCGUAAAGCUGGGCCCCCUAAAAGUGAAUUCUGUGUGGUUUUAUCAACAAACGCAGAUAAUCUCAAAGAAUUUCUCAAAAAGCUAUUCGAUCAAUUGGAAAUUGGAGGGCAAUGGAACGAAGAUUCUUAUACGUUUAUUGGUAGUGCAAAUAUCAAUACUUGGUCGCGUGCUGCUCGACGGCAAAAAUCGAAAACAGAUUGCCAAAUAGAGCCAUCUACCAUAGUCUCUACAUCAACUGAUGAGUCUUUAUUUGAGUUUACCUGUAAUAUUGAGCCAUGGAAUGUUAACACUAAUACUUCGAAGACUACAUUUUCAUGGACAAAUGGCAAAGAUCGAAGUAUUUUUGAAUCAUUUUAUGCUCAUGUUAAGAAAAAAUUAGAGCAGGAGUUUUCCACUGACGAAUAA